Molecule: messenger RNA, 5133 nt
Organism: Rotaria socialis
Lineage: Eukaryota; Metazoa; Rotifera; Eurotatoria; Philodinida; Philodinidae
Source: the annotation of a GenBank genome assembly
AUGAAUGUACUUCCGGAAAACCAAAGAUCUGAUAUUAAAAAUUCACCAUCUACUUCAACAAUUGAGUCAUCUCAACUUACAGAUAAAUUAACAACGGAAGAUGAGUGCCAACUGUUGAUGAAAUUGUCUGGAGAUUGUAAAAAUUCUAUGUUACCAAUCGAGAAUUAUAAAGAAAAAUUGUCAUCACCACGAAGAAAGGAUUUGACGAUGAAUCAAUUAUUACAAAUUCCAUCAUUUUCAGGUGAAAAUAGUGACGAUUCAGGACUUUGGCUUGAUCAAAUUCUUGCAUUUAUUGAACAACAAAAUGUAAAUACAAGUGAACAACGUGAUUUAGCAGCAGGAAAAUUAAUUGGUGAAGCAUUAUUAUGGUAUCGAAUAAAUCGUUUACAAAUACCAGAUAUGCAAACUUUUAUUCAUAAAUUCUUACUUAUGUAUCGUUCAACACCAACAUUAACUGUUACCAUUAAUGCAAUGCCGAAAGAUAUAGAUCACGUUCAUAGAACAUCUGAACCAACAUCGGUACGUACACAUAUUGAAGAGGUGAAGGAAGAUUCAUCAAAAUCAUGGCGUACAGAAAAGGGUAAUUCCGAAUCAUCAUUACGACGUGAAUCACCAUCACAAGUAUUGCAAGCAGCCAAAAAUGAAAAAGUUAAAUUAAUAUCACAUUUUACAGGAUCAGAAAAUUCAGUACACUGGUUAAAAAAUGUAGAACAAACAUCGAAAGCACUUGGAUUAGAUGAUCAACAAAUGCUUGAAUUAGCAACAAUUAAAUUAAAUGGUCCAGCUCAAGAAUGGUAUUAUCAUCAGAAUGACUUGAUUUCUAACUGGACAUUGUUUAAACAAGUUUUCUUACAUGCAUUUCCACCGCCGAUUCAACCAACUAACAUUGAUUGUUUAGCUGCAUUGUUAUCACGUAAACAAGGUGAAAUGGAACCAGUGGGAAAGUUUGUACAAGAUAUUAAUCGGCUUUGUCUGAAACUUGAUAGUCAAAUUAGUGAACAUGACAAACUGGAAUAUCUUCGCCGUGGUCUUCGUCCGAAGCUUCAGCAUUAUGCAUUAUCGAUAUCAUCAUUACAAGAGUUUUUAACCAUAAUGCAGCAUCACGAACAAAUAGCGCAAGAAAAAGUAAUAAAUUAUCAAACUUCUAGUGCAUUUAGAUCAUCACCACCAAACACUUCACCUAAACAUCAAGGAGCAGUUAAUUCAUCAUCGUAUAGAAAUUAUGGAUCAGAUCAACAGCAACCAAAUUCAUUUGUUCGUCAGCAGCCUAAUUCUAAUUAUCAAUCGAAUCAUCGCUCGACAAAUUAUGAAUCACCUAAUUAUUACGCGCGUCAAAAUUCAAAUGGUUGGACAUCGACACAACAACAACAACAACAAGCAAAUAGUUAUCGAAUAUGUAAUCAAUCGAAUAAAACAUCAAUCGAUAUAAUUGGAUAUGUAACAUUGGAAAUAAAAAUUCAACAUAUCAGAACAAAUGUAAUAGCAGCGAUUACAAAAACAUUAUGCUGUGAUCUUAUAUUAGGAGAAGAUUGGAUAAAAUAUUAUCAAGUUAACAUAAAUCGUUUUAGAGAUAGAAUUGAAAUUCUAGGAAAUAAAGCUGCAGUGUCUCUCCGAAAAUCGUUCAAUAAGCAGUUAAUUCCUGUUAAACUUCAACAUUCGAUGUCUAUUCCACCUCAUACUGAACGAAUAGUAGAUGCUUUUGUUGCCAUAUUAACAUCACCAAAAGUAUUUUUUUCACCUGAUUUACAGAUGCAAAGAACAAAGAAAAUUGUAGUGACUCAAGUAUUUAGUUCAGUACAAAAUCAUCUAACAAAAUUGAUGAUUAAUAAUACGAAUGAUUUUCCAGUAUAUUUAUCAAGUAAUAUAAGUUUAGGAUUCAUAACGGUGAUAGCACAUGAUAAUAAAGCUGUUAAUGAACUUGAAAUGUUGUACAAAAAUAAAAGAAAUAAUUUCGUUAACCAACUGUUUUCAUCAACAUUUAAUGACUCAAAGGAGAAAAAUUCUCAGGUUGAUCAUGAUGAUCAAUAUCGUAAAAAUUAUAAAUUAGUAGCAAACAGGCCCUUACAGGGAAAAACACAGGAUAUCAUUAAACGGAAUAAUUUAACACAGUGUACAUCAACCGUUAACGUUGAUGUGGAAAAAACUCUUGAUCAAGCGGUAAAACAUAUUAUAAAUUUACAAGAACAAAAUGAAACACGAAAGAUUAUUCAAAGAUAUCGGAAUAUUUUUGAUACAUCAUCAUCAACAAUAGCUCUGACAACGAUUCAUCACACAAUACCAACAGCUGACCAUCCGCCAAUAAAUUCGGUUCCAUACAGGGGAUCAUUGCAACAACAGGAAGCUCUAAGAAAAUUAGUUAAGAAAAUGGAACGAUCAAAAUUGAUUCGACCAUCAGCUUCUCCUUGGUCUUCUCCCGUUUUACUCAUAAAAAAGAAGGAUGGAGACUAUAGGUUGGUGGUGGACUAUAGAAAGCUUAAUUCUAUAACCACUAAAGAUUCAUUUCCAAUCCCAACCAUUGAAGCAACUUUACAACAACUAGCGGGAAAUGCAUAUUUUUCAAAGCUUGAUCUACGAUCGGGUUACUUUCAAAUACCAAUUAAUGAAAAUGAUAAACCCAAGACAGCUUUUAUAACAACAGCUGGUCUUUGGGAAUUUAAUGUUUUACCAAUGGGUUUAACAAAUGCUCCUCCAAUCUUUCAGAGAAUCAUGUAUAAUUUGAUUGCAAAUGGUCGAGAACAAUAUUGUUUGGUUUAUCUUGAUGACAUAAUUAUUUUUAGUAAAACUUUUGAAGAUCAUUUGAAACAUCUUGAUGAAAUUCUUAAUGUAUUGAAUAAUCAUCGAUUUCAACUAAAUCCUAUUAAAUGUUCGAUAAUAAAAAAUAAAAUUGAUUAUUUAGGACAUUCAAUUGAUGAAUAUGGAAUUACUCCAUUGCAUGAUAAUAUAAAAGCUAUUCGUGAAUUACAGUUACCUGAUUAUCCGACAUUAAAGCAAGCAAAUGAAUUCAUCGGUGGAAUAGGUUUUUACAGGAAGUUUAUUAGGAAUUUUUCAAAGAUAGCUGGUUCAAUACAUCAUGUCACAAAUUUAACCAAGAACAAAAAACAUAAAUUUAUAUGGGGCGAUGAACAAAGACAAGCAGUUCAACAGCUGAAGAUGAUUAUUACUGGUCCAGAAUUAGUAUUAGAAUUUCCAGAUCCAGAUUUACCAUUUACAUUGUCUACUGAUGCUUCACAACUUGGUCUUGGGGCUGUCCUUAAACAAAUGACUCGAGAUGGAAAGUUAAAAAUUAUUUAUUAUUUAUCACGGGUAUUAUCGAAAAGUGAAUCCAGGUAUUCUACUACAGAAUUAGAAGCGUUGGCAAUGGUAUGGGCUGUUGUUAAAUUACGAUCAUAUUUACUUGGGAGAGAUUUUACAGUGGAAACUGAUCAUUGUCCUUUAUGUCAAUUCCACAAAAAGAAAUCACGUAACGGACGUCUUGACCGAUGGUCAAUUGAUAUUUUAUCCGAAUACAAUAUUACGGAAAUUAAAUAUAAGAAAGGAAAAUGCCAUUGUGAUGCGGAUUUACUGUCGCGUUAUCCAUUACGCAUGGAGGAAAAUUCAUUGAAAAGUAUUAGUCUAAUCCGAAAGCAAGAAGAAGGAUAUUUAUUUCCUCAUGCAGAUGAAUUAGAUGAUGGUGAACCAGAACUUCAACCAAUAGCAACAAUUAAUAUUAUUACUCGUUCUAGGAAUUAUAAUCAAGCAACAACAUCGGAUGAACAAACAAAAAAUACAUCGGAUAAUUCUUCACCAAAGUCAAUGACAACGAAGAUUGAUAAUACUCGAUUAGGAGUAGUUACGAGUGAUAAUCCAACAUCAUCAUCGACAAACAAGUUAUGUAAAGUUCUUCCAGUAUACAGUGGAUUUAGUAUGACGGAACUAAAAGAAGAACAAAUAAAAGAUGUGGAUAUUCAAAAAAAAAUAACAACCUUAGUUAUUAAUGAUACUUAUGAAAUAAUUGAUAGCGUCAUAUAUAAAUUAGUUGUACGUGGUACAACAAAAAUGAAACUUCCUUGGAUUCCAAAAUCAAUGAUAAAUCAAGUAAUGUUUCUUUAUCACGACCAUCAUACAGCUGCACAUCUCGGAAGUAAUAAAACGUCACAUAAAUUGAUCAACAAAUAUUAUUGGCCGAAUAUGCACGUAACAAUUAAUGAUUAUAUUAAAGCUUGCGGGAAGUGUACACGAUAUAAUUAUAUACGAACAAAACGACCUGGGAAAAUGAAUAUUAUUCCAACACCAGAUGAAGUAAUGGGUUUAGUAGGUAUGGACUACUGGGGUCCAACUAAUUAUCCUACAGCACGAGGUAAUCGAUAUGUUAUCACGUUGACUGAUUAUCUAUCGAAAUUUGCAUUUGCGAGAGCAGUUAAAACCAAUUCAGCUCAAGAAGCAGCUGAUUUCUUUCUAGAUGUAUGCUAUCAUUAUGGUGCGCCAUCAAAAUUAAUUACGGAUCAAGGAUCUCAUUUUGUUGCUGAAUUAACACGAACAAUAAUUGAAUCAUGUAAUACAACUCAUAUUCUAGCGACUCCAUAUCAUCCAACAUCCAAUGCACAAACCGAGAGGUUUAAUGCUACAUUUGCUCCAGCAUUAUCUAAAUUAACUUCGGAUCAAACAUUGGAUUGGGAUGAAUUUUUACAACCUGUGAUCUAUGCUUACAAUACCAGUCGGCAUACAACCACAUCAUUAACACCUUUUCAAAUCAUGUUCACCAGAGAAAAUCAAUUGAUUAUGGAUCCAAAACAAGUGAAGAUAUCUCUUAUGAAACCAAACGAAUAUUGUGAAAAGGCGAAACAAUCACGAGUAUUAAUUCUUAACCAUGUUAAGUUGAAUAUCAAACAUCAACAUCAACUAGCCAAGACUCGAUAUGAUAAAAAUCGACCGGACCCAAAAUAUGUUAAGGGUGAUUUAGUUCUGGUACGAGUUAUCAACAGAACAUCGAAAUUUCAAGAAAAAUUCGAAGGUCCUUAUCGAGUUAUUAAUCAAAUAGGUCCUGCAACAUUUAUUGUUAAGAUCGAAAAUCCCGAUAGUGAUGAAAAUACAAACUAUACAAAGCAAGUAACGACAGCUGAUAUAAAGCACAUAUUUAGUUUUGAAGUAGUUUAA